GCGCGGGAAGCCGAGCUGCGCGCUGGGGUUGGGACGCGCAUCUUCCAGCACCAGCGAGCGCGGGCUGAGGUUCUCUUGGCUUCUCCUCGUUGCGCCCGGCCUGCCCGCCUCCGGAGCCGCCUCUGCCCACGGAUGGGCUGGGGAAGUUGGGAGGAGCGAGCCGGAGCCCGCGCGGGGCGCGCCCAGCCGCUGCCUGUCUUGGCGCCCGCAGUCUGGGCGCUGCGCACCAGCCACAGGAGCGCGGAUGCUCCCCGGAGCCGCGGGCUGGCAGGUCUGGGCUCCUGAGGCUGCCAGCGGACUAUGGGCACCACGGCCAGCACAGCCCAGCAGACAGUUUCGGCGGGCGCCCCCUUUGAGGGUCUCCAGGGCGGCGGCACAAUGGACGGUCAGCAUUCGCUCAGUGUCCACUCCUUCCAGACCACGGGCGUGCACAACAGUAAGGCCAAGUCCAUCAUCCCCAACAAAGUGGCCCCUGUCGUGAUCACGUACAACUGCAAGGAGGAGUUCCAGAUCCAUGAUGAACUGCUCAAGGCCCAUUACACGCUGGGCCGGCUCUCAGACGCCACCCCUGAGCACUACCUGGUGCAGGGACGCUACUUCCUGGUGCGGGAUAUUGCUGAGAAGAUGGAUGUCCUGGGCACUGCACGGAGCUGUGGGGCCCCCAACUUCCGGCAAGUGCGGGGUGGGCUCACCGUGUUUGGCAUGGGACAGCCCAGCCUCUCUGGAUUCAGGCGGGUCCUCCAGAAACUCCAGAAGGAUGGACACAAGGAGUGCGUGGUCUUCUGUGUGCGGGAGGAGCCCGUGCUGUUUCUGCGGGCUGAUGACGACUUCAUGCCCUACACACCUCGAGAUAAGCAGAAUCUUCGUGAGAACCUCCAGGGCCUGGGACCUGGGAUCCAGGCAGAGAGCUUAGAGCUGGCCAUCCGGAAAGAGAUCCACGACUUCGCCCAGCUGAGCGAGAACACAUACCACGUCUACCACAACAUCGAGGACCUGCUGGGGGAGCCCCACGCUGUGACCAUCCGGGGUGAGGACGAUGUGCACGUGACCGAGGAGGUGUACAAGCGGCCCCUCUUCCUGCAGCCUGCCUACAGGUACCACCGCCUGCCCCUGCCAGAGCAAGGGGCCCCCCUGGAAGCCCAGUUUGAUGCCUUUGUGAAUGUUCUCCGGGAAACCCCCAGCCUGCUGCCGCUCCGUGAUGCCCAUGGGCCUCCCCCUGCUCUCCUCUUCAGCUGUCAGACAGGCGUGGGCAGGACCAACCUGGGAAUGACCCUGGGGUCCCUCGUCCUGUUUCAUCACAGUGGGGCUGCCUCGAGGCCAGAGGCUGCCCCCCUGCAGGCCAAGCCGCUGCCCCUGGGGCAGCUGCAGCUGAUCCAGAGCUUUCUCCAUGUGGUGCCUCAGGGGAGGAAGAUGGUGGACGAGGUGGACAGAGCCAUCGCCGCCUGUGCCGAGCUGCACGACCUGAAGGAGGUGGUCUUGGGACACCAGAGGAAGCUGGAAGGCGCCCGGCCCGAGAGCCCAGCCCAGGAAAGUUGCAGCCAGCACGGUGUCCGGCAGAGGGCGCUGCAGAGCCUGGAGCGAUACUUCUACCUGAUCCUGUUUAACUACUAUCUCCAUGAGCAGUACCCGCUGGCCUUUGCCCUCAGUUUCAGCCGCUGGCUAUGUGCCCACCCCGAGCUGUACCGCCUGCCUGUGACCCUGAGCUCAGCAGGGCCUGUGGCCCCUGGGGACCUCAUUACUAUGGGCUCUCUGGGGGCAGACGACCUCAUCUCCCCAGACGCUCUCAGCACCGUCAGAGAGAUGGACGUGGCCAACUUCCGCCGGGUACCCCGCAUGCCCAUCUAUGGCAUGGCGCAGCCCAGCGCCAAGGCCCUGGGGAGCAUCCUGGCCUACCUAGCCGAUGCCAAGAGGAAGCUCCGGCAUGUCGUGUGGGUCAACCUGAGGGAGGAGGCUGUGCUGGAGUGUGACGGGCACACCCACAGCCUGCGGUGGCCUGGGCCCCCCAUGGCCUCCGAACAGCUUGAGAACUUGGAGUCCCAGCUGAAGGCCCACCUGAGUAUGCCUCUCCCAGGCCCGGGGGGUCCAGCGACCCGCAGGUUCCAGACAUGCCGCACCUCGCAGGAGGUCUUUGCCCAGCACCGUGGGGCCUACCCCGGCCUCACUUACCACCGCAUCCCCCUGCCGGACUUCUGCGCCCCCUGCGAGCAGGAUUUCGACCGGCUGCUCGAAGUUGUACGGGCUGCCCUUGCAAAGGACCCAGGCACUGGCUUCGUGUUCAGCUGCCUCAGUGGCCAGGGCCGGACCACAACUGCCAUGGUGGUGGCUGUGCUCGCCUUCUGGCACAUCCAGGGCUUCCCCGAGGUGGGCGAGGAGGAGCUCGUGAGUGUGCCUGAUGCCAAGUUCACCAAGGGCGAGUUUGAGGUGGUGAUGAAGGUGGUGCAGCUGCUGCCUGACGGGCACCGCGUGAAGAAGGAGGUAGAUGCAGCCCUGGACACGGUCAGUGAGACCAUGACGCCCAUGCACUAUCACCUGCGGGAAAUCAUCAUCUGCACCUACCGCCAGGCAGCCGUGAAUCUACUUUCUGCCUCUAUGGAUUUGCCUAUCCUGGACAUUUCAUAAAAAUUGAAUCACGCACCAUGUGGUCCUCAUGACCAGCUUCUUUCACUUAGCACAAUGUGUUCAAGUUUCAUCUGUGUUCUAACCAGGAUCAUGACUUCAUUCCUUUUUGUGACUAAUAUUCUAUUGUAUGGAUAUAUCACAUUCUGUUUUUGGUGUCAUGCCUAAUCUAAGCUCAUGAGAAUUCAUCUCUAAGAGGUAAGUAGUUUUCUUCUAAGAGUUUUGUAGUUGUAGCUCUUACAUUUAGUCUUUGAUUCAUCUUGAGUUAAUUUUUAUAUAUGGUGUGAGGUAGAGAUCCAACUUCAUUCUCUUGUAUGUAGAUAUCCAGUUGUCCUCGCACAUGUGUUGAAAAGACAGU
This is a messenger RNA of Lontra canadensis (Northern American river otter), 2974 nucleotides long. RefSeq names its product phosphatase domain containing paladin 1 (gene PALD1). NCBI's taxonomy places the organism in Eukaryota, Metazoa, Chordata, Mammalia, Carnivora, Mustelidae. The record is from RefSeq and is a predicted model, not a curated record. The transcript has 19 exons. The coding region runs from base 301 to 2619 and encodes 772 amino acids.